CCGUGCCCGAGCCGCGUUCACCUCGCAGGGAGCUGGAGCCAUGGCCGAGCAUAUGCUGAUGCCGAUGAGCCACGGAGGCGCCGGGCUGCAGAGCUACAGGAUGGGGGUGAGCGGGCUGCAGGGACCCCCGCAGCACGGGCAGCAUGUGCUGAGGACGCUGCCUGCCGCCGCUCAGAUGAUGCCCUACGGAGGGGCUGGCAUGGACGGUGCGAUGAGGCAGAGACCCAGCCUCGGCGGACAGAUGGGCCACCACCAGAUGCAGAACGCGAUGAUGUUCAAUGGCCCGGGUCAGCAGCAGCAGUACAUGGGGCCGGUGGGCACCCAGCAGCUCAUGGCCAGCAUGCACCUACAAAAACUCAACACCCAGUACCAGGGCCACCCGCUGGGCAUGAGCAACGGGCCCAUGGGAGCUGGUGCCCAGCAGUACAGAGUGGGGCCGGGCCAGCACCCGGGCAUGCAGCACAUGCCCUCAUCUGCGCUGACACUGAAUGUUAUGGACACUGAUCUUAUAGAUGAGGAGGUCUUGACAUCCCUUGUCCUGGAACUGGGGUUGGACCGGAUUCAGGAGCUGCCAGAGUUAUUCUUGGGACAGAACGAGUUCGACUUCAUUUCAGACUUUGUUAGUAAACAACAACCCAGUGCCAUCAGCUGCUGAGGGGCUUUGAGCUCCUCCUUGUGUCUUGGGUGGUUUUGAGUUUGUUUCUAACUUUUCCCCACCUACCGUCCUCCUCCCUUCCCCUGCCUUGCCCUGUCCUGGAUUCCUGCCCUCCCCAAAAGGACAAUCAUCGGACACUGGCUUGCAAUGGAUUGCUUUUCUCUUCCGUGUGUUUUUUUUCUGUGUGGCAGUUUCUGCAGAGGGGGUUGGUGCACCCCAAACAGAGAGCAGAUCAAGAGCUCCUGCUGUAGAACUGCCUGUAAAUGACAUUAACAGGAUUUCUGGCUUAAGUAGAAGUAAUGGACUACGACUUUCCUCAACUAGGCUUGGAGCACAAGAAAGCAAUAGGCAGCUGGCAGCCCUGCUGGUAGCUGGAUUUGCUCGUGGAUUCUGUGGUGCCAGUGGAGUUGAAGGAUCCUGAGAGAGAAUUGUCUCCCUGGUGCAUGGUCUGAACCAGUUUCCCCUCGCAACCAUGGGUGGGGUUAGUUAUUUGUUGGGAUGUUUUACUGUGACAGUAAAUAGGUCUUCAGUCAUGUCUGUUCAGCUCGGGAAGGGGCACUUCCCCAUAGCAGGCUUUUUUCUAACUCGCAAAAAUAAAGUAUGCCUUGGGGAAGGGUGUGCGUUUGUGCCUAAAUGUUCAUCUCCGUGGAAGUUCAGAUCUCGGACCUGUACUGCUCAUCAGCUGUAAAAUUUACCUAGUGUUUGAGGUUGAUUCAGGCAUGAGGCUUAAAGCUGCAGUCUGGCUCCACUUUUUUCCACCUCUGAAACCAAAUAAAGACCAUGUAACUGUAUAUUUCAGUUCUAAUCUUA
Messenger RNA from Sturnus vulgaris (Common starling), 1465 nucleotides. Its product is annotated as Cbp/p300 interacting transactivator with ED-rich tail 4. Lineage: Eukaryota; Metazoa; Chordata; Aves; Passeriformes; Sturnidae. Gene Ontology annotation, biological process: regulation of DNA-templated transcription. The record is from RefSeq and is a predicted model, not a curated record. Gene Ontology annotation, molecular function: transcription coactivator activity. Gene Ontology annotation, cellular component: nucleus.